GGCCAUCGCAUCAUCCAUGACCGCGCCUCUAUCACUCCACUAGACCCGACGGGAGAUGUUUUCGGUGAUGCUGAAGCCUACAUUGAACGAGAUGACGGUGGCGGUGGCAACGGAUUAAAGUUUGCUGUUCCAGACUAUUGCCAACUCGACUCUCUAGGCGCAACCCAACUUGAUGCUGUCGACAUUUCUUCCAUUCUCCCCUAUUACCAAGUGCAUCCGGGCCGCAACAGGUUCUUUUGCCGUGGUCGCUGUCUCAUGGCGCGAAAUGUCUACGUCUUCUGGCUCUCUCUUUGCCUAAUAUUGACGGUUUCUGCCUUUUUCUUUGCUUUCGAGUGCCGUUUGCUCGCCCAGCGUCUGUCUCCCGCCAUCGCCAUUGUCGCCGUCAUCCAAUUCAUCUUUGUUCUGGCCAACUUUCUGCGUACCGCUCUCUCCGAUCCUGGAGUGCUGAGGCGAGCCACUCCGGCCGAAGCCAGUUACCUCGAGGGCAAAUUCGGUGCUUAUUACCCCUCGAUCCCUUGGACUAUCCUCUCUCCAGGCUAA
Messenger RNA from Protopolystoma xenopodis, 540 nucleotides. Lineage: Eukaryota; Metazoa; Platyhelminthes; Monogenea; Polystomatidea; Polystomatidae. The record is from the annotation of a GenBank genome assembly.